UGGACGUGACUGGGAGGAGUCUGCCCGCCUCGGGUUUCCGUGCUCGGCCGCGGCCAUGGCGGAGCCCACGGUGUGCUCCUUCCUCACCAAGGUGCUGUGCGCCAACGGCGGCCGCAUGUUCCUGCGGGACCUGCGCGGCCACGUGGAGCUCUCGGAGGCCCGGCUCCGGGACGUGCUGCGCCAGGCCGGGCCCGACCGCUUCCUGCUGCAGGAGGUGGAGAUGAGGGAGGGCCUCUGGGACGCCGAGGCCGAGGCGGCGGCCGGCGCGGGCGGCGCGGGCGGCGCGGGCGGCGGCCCCUGCGCCUGGCGGGUGGUGGCCGUGUCCUCCGCGCGCCUCUGCGCCCGCUACCAGCGCGGCGAGUGCCAGGCCUGCGACCAGCUGCACCUCUGCCGCCGCCACAUGCUGGGCAAGUGCCCGAACCGCGACUGCUGGUCUACCUGUACCCUUUCCCAUGAUAUCCACACACCCGUCAACAUCCAAGUUCUGAAAAACCAUGGGCUUUUUGGCCUCAAUGAGGCCCAGCUUCGGAUCCUGCUUUUACAGAAUGACCCCUGCCUUUUACCAGAGGUGUGUUUGCUGUACAACAAAGGGGAAGCGCUGCAUGGCUACUGCAACAUGAAGGAGAAGUGCAACAAGUUUCACGUGUGCAAGUCCUUUGUCAGAGGGGAGUGCAGACUUCAGAAAUGCAAACGGUCCCAUCAGCUCAUUCAUGCCGCAGCCCUGAAGCUGCUGCAGGACCAAGGACUGAGUGUCCCAAGUGUCGUUAAUUUUCAGAUCAUCUCUACCUACAAGCAUAUGAAGCUGCACAAGGUGCUUGAAAGUCAAGGGAAUUCAGCUUCAGCUGAGUGUUCACAGGGCCUUGAGGAGCCAGGAGUACACGUAGCCGGCGCUCCAGAGGCCAGCCCUCUGGUGCCCGGCCCCGCUCAGUCAGCCAAGAAACCACAUGCAGGUAAACCUUAAAGGACGUCGGUGAAAGAAGAAGCGUGUCCAACUAGAAGGUCUGAAAACAAAGCUUCUGUUGAGCUUAAUUUGUAAGCUCAUUCAUUUCAUCAUUUUCCAGUCACGGUCGUAGUAGUACCUACCUCACAAGUUGUUGUAAAAUCAAAGAGGACGGUGGUCGGGGAUGUGGUUGGACGCUGAGCAGGCAGAGAGGAUAGGACGUGAGUAUGGUUGGGGUCGGUCCAGCUUGCACCGUGAAGAUGGCCCAUCCUGCCCGAAGUCCCCAAGAGCUUUCCCCAGGUCGGCGGGAGCUCCAAAAGGAGUGGGUUCUGCUGACUUGCUCUGUGACCCACCCAGGGUUUUUCCUAUGCGCCCAUAUACACAGUUUACAUAGUGGUAGUUCUAGAAUACGUAUGCUUUGUACUCUUGUUUUUUCUUAAAGUUUCAUAAGCACCUUUCCCUAUUCACAUUUUAUCACGUAUAAUCAUUUGAAUGCACGGAUACACUAACAGAUGAUCGCUUACUUCGCUAUUUCCCUUAUUCUGGGAUAUUUCAAUUCUUUCUCACAAAUUUUGAAUAGGACUCUUAAAAUCCUUACCAUAUUGAAUUUUUAAAUUUCUUCUUUUGCUUAGGCUUGUAGGUGCUAAAGGAUACCGUCUUUUUGGUUUGCGUUUCUUUAAGUAUAUGCAAGUGAGUAUUUUCCUGUGUGUGUUUUCUGUAUGUCUUAUAUGGUGCAUUUCGUGUUUGCCCUUCAGUUCCUGGGGCCCUCCUCUGUGCUGAUAUGGCAUGGCUUUCGAUGAGGUUCCUCGAUUUUCACGAGAGGAUAUCACUUGUACCUGCUCAUAUGAUACCCGCCUCUGUGGAUCUGUCCUCAGCCAGUACCAUAGCUUUAUAACUUUUGAGUGCUCACCAAAGAUUUCUACCUCACUCUAUCCACUCUCCGUUUUUUAUUAAAUUUCUUUGCCAAAGCUCCAUUGCUGCCGUUUAAACAGUAUGUUGUUCCUCUGUUCCUCGAAGUCGUAUCCAUUCUUUCUGUGGAUCAGGAGAGACCAUCAGAAACCUAUAUACCUCACCCAUUUCACGUUGCCUUUAUCUCCCUUCUCCACCCCGGCCAGCUUCCUUCAUCCAGUUAAGCUCAGAUGUUUGGUUCUUUGUUUUCAUUGAGGGGUACAGAGAAGCAGCAUCAUGAGAUCUUUUUCUGGGUUUCCUGUUGUGAUAUCCCCAAAUGUCAGUGUGUAAAGUUUUGUUUGUUUUUAAGUUUAAUUUUCCUGCGAUAACACAUUUGAGAAAUAGGGACAAGGGUAGUGAGUUUUUUGUAAAGGUGCAUUAAUUUAGUUUAGAAGCAUGUUUUAUCAUGAAAUGCUGUCUUCUCUAUUGGGGAAGGUGUGCAGAAACAUCCUUUUCAGAGUGAGAAAUUGCUGUGUUUUCUCCUCAUGGACAAUGAGAGUCACGCGGUUAAUCUUUUCACUUUGGUUGUCCACAGCAGUAUUUCUGAAAGCCCUUCUGUUCUGCGUACCUUGUUACCUUUUUCCUAGUUCUGAUUUUUCCUGGUGCUAUUUUUUUACAAAAUUAUUUUUACAUUUUAUUAUUAUUAUUUACAUUUUAUCCUUUUACUAUGUGUAUUUUUGCUAUGAGCCAUCUAAAAUUCUUUUUUAAUUUUUCAUUAAAUUUUUUUAGCCAUCUUAAAUUCUUAAUGGAAAGUGUAGGGUAUAAAUGUAUAUCCUGUCUAUUAAGAGACUUGGUGGACUUUUACAGUAUUGUGGUUUUUUUUAUAAUCUUCUAAUUAUGCUUUUAUGUGCAGUUAUUAGCCUUCUGUAAUCUCUGUUACAAUAUUUUAUGUAUAGUGAAUACAUAGGGAAUGUAUAAUAUUCCCUUUAAAGCUUAGUUCUGUUAGUAUUCAUUCUGUAAAGAUAUUUUAUAUAAUUAUACUUGACCCUCAUUUCCAGCUCAUGAUUCAGCUGUUGGAAAGUUACUACGGGAGAAUUGGAGAUGAUUUUUCUUUGGUCAUUUAUCAGGGCGUAUGAGGGAAGGUGCACAUCCAUAGACCCCACAAAUUCAACAUAACCUAGGUUAAAUAUUAACUUUCCUAUAGACUCGUCCCUUCUUUGGUUUCUUUAUUUUUGGAGUAUCAACAGACUACCAACUUAAAGCAAAACCCUACAAAUUGUCCUCAUACUCGUCUUUCUCCUGGUUCCUUAUGUCAGACUGGUUACCCAGUGUUGGAGAUUAGUUUCCCUUCAGAACUCUCAAGUUUUUGUCCUCCUCUGCCCCUUUCUUUCCAUCCCCUACACACAGCCUUGUUUCCAAUCCUCAUCAGCUCUUGCUCUUAUGCCACAGAUCCAGGACUCCUUGGUUUUCCGGUUCUGUCUUGUGAGAGUAUUUUUAUAGAAGGUGUGAGGUAGCCCCCUGCUUUCCUUCAGUGAUGGCAGCCCCAUUUUAAUUUUUCAUACAAUAGGCUUUUGUGGAUUUCAUUGGUCUCCUUACCACCUUCUACCCACCCCACCAUCCCCAAGCCUUCCACCCUGUGCCCAGUUGGGCUUUUGAAAUGCAGAUCUAAUCACAUGCUAUCUUUUGCCAUAACCUUCAUUGGUCCCCACAAUGCAAGGUAGGAGUCAUAAACUCAAAUGCCUUCUUGGAUGAGACAGGUGACCUAAAUGGAUGAUGUGAGCUGGCUGUAAGAGAAAUGGGGGGAGAGAGGACGUGUCGUAGCAAGCUGCCCAUCUGAGGGGGCACCUGCCUCUCAUACCCAUGUGGGCGAGCAGACCCAGGCUGUCAUGUUGUCCAACUAGUCGAAAGAAGCCAGAUCCAGAUUUUAUGAUACAUUUUCAGGUUUUUAAAUAUUGGCCUUUGACUGAGUUUUGAAAAUGCAGACCAAUAUUGUGUGUACUGACCUACUUGUAAUUUUUGGAAUGUGCCAUUUUAUUUUAUGACUCUCUGUUUGUAAAGGAUGUUCCUGUUAAGUGCCAGUCCUUCCCUCUUCCUGCCUUGAAACCUGGCAAAACCAGAUUCUUUAAAAUGCUAGUUAGUCUUUCCUGACCCCAAGAGAGGCCAUUCUCUUAGCAUUCUCAAAGUUCUCAGAGUACUACUUGCUUUGCCAGGCUUUCUGCUUUAACUCCCGAGCUUUGAGCCAAAACAAAACCGUAAUUUCUUCUUUUUGGACACUUCGCAGUGAAGAAGUGUUUUUUGUCAUGUAAUGAAUCAAACUCUGUGUUUGAAUCCAUGGAAUCAGCAUGAUACUGGUCUUCAUUGUUCUUUUUUGCCCCCACAUAUAUAUUUUUAAUUUUCAAAAAGUCUUUUUUCCCCUAAGGAAUGUGUUAUUUAAGGUAAACAUCUUUUUGGUGCUUCAUUUGGAAUCAUCAAGGUCUAAAAUGAACUGUUUAAGACUUAUGCUUAUGACACUAAUUCCUCCCAUCAAGGAAUUAAUUUGCUUCCUUACUGAUGGGUUCCUUGAUUUCUCUCGUGAUAAUUUGUUCUUGGUUUUAUCUAGGCCUUAUAUAUCCCUUAUUACAUUAAUUUUUUCUUGGCUAAAUACAUCUGUAUUGCUACUCAGUAUGGGAAUCUCUGUCAUUAGAAUGCUAUUAAUUUUUUAAAUGUUUGUCUUUUGUUGAAUUAUCUUUGUUCUACCAGUGUUAGGUGGCCUUUUUGUUUCUUCCAAAUGUAAAACCAUAGCUGCAAAAAAGACAUAUUUGUCUUUUCUUGUGUAUUUCUGUUUUGCUUUGUGUUAAAUAAAAUUGUGUUAAAAUAUUAAUUUUGAUGUUUCUUCAUUACAUAUGAAGUUUAUUGUUGGCUUUAAACAAAUGUUCUCUAUUUAAUAAGGGAAAAAACAUUUAUUGUUGGAAGCUUUUAGUAAGAAUUGGUAUCUUUGUAUAAUCAUAUAAUUUUUAUCAUUUAACCACCUAACAUGAUUAUGUUACUGGUUUUACUAUAUUAAAACCUCCUUAAAUUCUGAGUAACUCUGUUAUGACCUAUGUUCUUUUAAUGUAUUUCUUUUCACUAUUUGGUAAUUUUUAUUAUAAUUAUAUACAUCUAUACAUUCAUAAAUAAAAUUGAUUUAUAUUUUA
Messenger RNA from Neofelis nebulosa (Clouded leopard), 5001 nucleotides. It is a transcript of the gene ZC3HAV1L, whose product is annotated as zinc finger CCCH-type containing, antiviral 1 like. Gene Ontology annotation, molecular function: metal ion binding. Lineage: Eukaryota; Metazoa; Chordata; Mammalia; Carnivora; Felidae. The coding region runs from base 56 to 961 and encodes 301 amino acids. The transcript has 4 exons. The record is from RefSeq and is a predicted model, not a curated record.